UAAGCACUGUAUAUAAAAAAGAGAAACUGGAUUUUUUUUUGCAAAAAAUUUUUUUAAAAUGACACUUCAAUUUUUAUUUGAUGUGCAGUUCAUAGCAUCUCUUCAGCACCUUCUAUGAUUUCAAAAUUGCAGUAGGACAUAUUUCAAUAUAAUCUACAUUUAAAUUAAUUUCCCAGCCCUAGUAUGUGCAAGUUCAUGUGCUUUGAUAGUAUGGUUGCAAGAUGUGCAAUGGGUGCAAGAAUGCUGACUAGACAUGAUCAGAUGUGUAAAAUAUGCAAGGAUGCAGCAUAUUUACAUGAAGUUAUUAUGAUAAUUUAAGAUUGUUUACAUUAACCUGGUCAAAUGUGCCUAUGAGGUGAGGCAUUUAACCCCAGUAAGCUGUCUUUUAGUAUGUGAGCUUCAGUAUAAACAAAGUGCAGGUAAGCAAGGUGAGGGUGCUUGUGAAAUUAAAGUUCUAUUUUAGACAUUAAUUGCAAAUUACGUUUGUGUAUUUAUUGUGUGUGAAAUUUAGGUCUCAAUUUAGAUAUUUAAUGAAAUCCACAGGGUUGAUAAAUUAUUUUGAAAGCAAAGACGCCUCACAUCCGGCGCCGUCUUCCUGUAGCUUUACCCUUCUUUGAUCCUUAGCUCGGGAUCGAUUGAGCAGCCUGGCCCGGGCCAACACGAAGCGAGCAAACGGGCAUUCAGUCUGCCUUCCUUCUCUGUCAGACAGUUAAAUAGCGAUUAUUAGAGUUACCGUGACCUACAAAGCAGCGCCAACGGUCCGUUAAACCUACCGAGCUCUGCCUGUCGGUUCCCACUGUUUAUUUAAUGUUACGUCUGCGGACCGUCAGACAAACGGGCGCCUGGCGUCUGUUGUUGGAGUGAGGAGCAGCGCAGCCUUGCGUCAAAGCCAGCUAAAGCUAAACCGUGGUAGGACAAGUCAGCAAUAAAGACCGGUAACAGCCACGUUACCUCGAGCUAGCAGACGGGUUAUUUUUGGCACGGUCGCUUGCGUACACAUGCUCCGUUUUAGACGCGUGAGCUAGCCCAACAUCUGCGCAAAAGCUGCAAGUGUGGAUGAGAAAAUAACGUUACAGAUAAUUCAGACUCUGGAUUUAGCGGUUUGUGUGUCAUUUGAGCAGAGUCUGAAACGACUUUGACGCCACAUCAUUCAAAGCACAGGUACAAAUAAGGGGAUUUUCAGUUAAUUGCGCAACAUAUCGUUAAAGAGGGGCCUCAUAGCUGACAUAUGAGGCCCGGUUGAAAAGAUGGACCUGAAUUUUUAUUCGGAUUUAACGGACGGAACAGGACAGCACGACGGAGACCCAGAGUUCCUGGAUCCGCAGUCAUUCAAUGGAUUUGACACUGACAACAAGUUCCCUGGAGGAAGUGACAACUACCUGACGAUCUCCGGGUCCAGCCAUCCCUUCCUCUCCUCUUCAGAAACUUUCCACACUCCCAGCCUCGGUGAUGAGGAGUUCGAGAUCCCCCCGAUCUCUCUGGACCCGGACUCGGCUCUCACCGUGUCUGAUGUGGUGUCACAUUUCGGGGAGCUGUCGGACACUGGCCCCUCCGACAGCGUGGUGGUCCCUGGGAACGCUGUGGUGGAAGGGGACGACCCCUCGUUCGCCUCCACCUUUGACAACACGCCCUCACAGGGGCUGGAGCACCUGAGUUUGGGUGUUAUGAACCAGUCAGGAGGGAGCGCUCUGCUGGGCUCGUCACUGGGGAUGGACCUCGGCCAUCCAAUCGGCUCUCAGUUUAGCAGCUCGUCGCCGGUCACCAUCGACGUUCCAUUGGGCGACAUGAGCCAGGGCCUGCUGGGCUCCAACCAGCUGACUACAAUCGACCAAUCAGAGCUCAGUGCUCAGCUGGGGCUCGGCCUUGGAGGAGGGAACAUUUUGCAGCGCUCCCAGUCGCCUGAACACCCACUGUCGGCCACUGCAUCACCCACCAGCUCGCUGCAGGACGACGACAUGGACGACUUUAGAAGGAGCGUCCUGGUCGAGUCCCCCGUCUCUCUAGCGGUAUCCCCUGCUGUCAUCUCCCUCGACCCCUCUCUGUCCGAGUCCCCACUCUCCACUCCGGCCUCGAGCGUCUCUCCAGCUGUCGGACGGAAAGGUGGAGCAAGCGGCGUGAAGAAGGGGAAGAGGCCGAAGAAAGACCCAAACGAGCCUCAGAAACCUGUGUCGGCCUACGCUCUGUUCUUCAGGGACACGCAGGCAGCCAUUAAAGGACAAAAUCCCAACGCCACAUUCGGAGAGGUGUCAAAGAUCGUGGCCUCCAUGUGGGACAGCCUCGGGGAGGAGCAGAAACAAGUUUACAAGAGGAAAAAUGAAGCAGCAAAAAAGGAUUACUUGAAGGCACUGGCAGAGUACAGAGACGGACAGUUUUCCCAGGCGUCUAUUGAAGUCAUGGACACUUCCCCGUCACCUCCUCCUCCGGCCCCAGCCCCUGUGGUUACAGCUCCAGCAGCCCCCACCCUGACCACUCGCACCACCCGCUCUCAGCACUACAACCCCGAGGAGAACACCAUCACCAACAUCUGUACCUCCAACAUCAUCCUGGACCUCCCUCAGGUCACCACACGCUCCCGCACUGGUGCCAUCAAACCCCAACCUCCGCCAGCCCCUCAGAACCCCCCCACUGUCACCAAGAUCAUCAUCAAGCAGACGCCGCUGCCCUCUGGAGGCGUGUCCGUUACAGCCACACCAGCCUCCUCACCGCGUCAGCCUCCACCUCUGCAGCAGAUGCAGAGCACGCCACCUCCUCCUCGGCUGCAGCAGAUGGUGCACGCUCAGGCGCCGCCCCCUCUUCAGGCCAAACCUCGGGGAGGAGGAGCAGCCGCCGCUACGGCGCCACCCCCACUGCAGAUCAAAGUUGUCCCGUCGGCGAGACAGUCAGAUGCAAACGCAGCGAUCAUUGUGACGUCAUCAGGUGACACGCCAACGUCUCGUGUGACGGUGAAGGUGGGACGAUCGGGAGAUGUGGAGGCGGGAGGAGAGGAAGUGGCUGAGGCAGAAGAAGGGAUGGAGGUGGAAGUGAACGUGGCCCCCAUCCCCAACAUGACCUCCACUGCUAGUCAGAACAUGUGCGUACGUGCCGGCUGCAACAAGCCAGCUGUGGAGAGUGAGGACUGGGACAAAGAGUACUGCAGCAACGAGUGCGUCGCCUCACACUGCAGAGAAGUGUUCAUGGCCUGGUGCGCCAUCCGAGGGCGAAACUCCACCACCGUCACAUAGGGGAUAAAUAAACCGAAGAGGACUGCUACACUAAGAGGAGAAAGGACAAAGAUGAAAAUACUAAUAACAGAGGAAUAAAUGACGAGGCUCAGGUAUCGGCACAUUACGGUUUGUUCAAUCAUGAGAAGAACAAAGAGGACAGAGCUGCAGGGAACGUGUUUGAAGCUUUUUUUCUAUGAUCGAUUAAACUCCCUGGCACCCUUAAACUUUCUACAGCAGGAGUCUCGUCUCACAGUGAGGACGGAAUAAUGACGAGGACUACACCCUGCUUCCCUCAAACUUCCCCAAUGAUCAUCUCUUUCAACAGACUUUAUAUGAAUAUAUAUAACAGAUCAUUUUUAUGGACUCCUGGUGUUUUUAAUUGUUAUAAAAAAGAGAAAAGUGCAGGAAAUCAUGACCUUCCACAUGAAUUCAUGUCAUUUUAUUUAAAUAAUUCCAAUUCUUAUGUGUUUUCUCUUCUUUUUACUGUUACAUCAUGGAUUGACAGAUGUGAAUGAAACCUGAAAAAAAAUACUUUCUCUCA
Molecule: messenger RNA, 3744 nt
Organism: Cheilinus undulatus (humphead wrasse)
Lineage: Eukaryota; Metazoa; Chordata; Actinopteri; Labriformes; Labridae
Gene: tox4b
Product: TOX high mobility group box family member 4 b
Exons: 9
Coding region: 1248-3221 (657 amino acids)
Biological process (GO): regulation of transcription by RNA polymerase II
Cellular component (GO): nucleus
Molecular function (GO): chromatin DNA binding
Source: RefSeq, a predicted model, not a curated record